AUAGGACACUCCAUACAAGUUUGGUCGGACUUUAGCGGGCUCGAGAAACGCUGUAACGCUUGUCUGAGCCCAACUCAAUCUGCUGUUCUCCCGGCACCGGCGAGCAGUCGGAAAAUCAAACCCAUCCGAGGGCGACGACUUCGUACUAUAAAACUCUCCUCCUGUAACCGACCGACCCAGAAGAGAUCUUGGCCAAAACAAUGAAACCCCACAACCUCCUCGCUCCCCAAAACCUCAAGCACCAAUGCCUCGCCGCUCUUCCGUCCACCGUCAACGCGCUCUUCUCCCUCCAUUUCUCUUCAUCCGCUCCGCAAGGCGCCGGCGACCAGUCCCAACCCGCGAUCACCCCGCAGAUGCUGCUGAGCUCGGUCCAGUCUUCUCAGUGGCAUUUCGUCAAACAGGUGUCGGACCGCCUCACCCCUUCCCUAAUCUCGGCCACCCUCUCGGCUCUCGAGGAAAGGCCCGAACUUGCGCUCGAGUUCGUGACCCGCGUCGACGCCGGGUGCUUCGAUACGAGGACCUCCUGUCUCGCGCUCGCCAUCGUUUCUCGCCUCCCGGAUCCGAAGCCCGCGCUGCAGCUCGCGAAGAGGACCAUUGGGUGCGUUGGUGCCACCGUGAAAGAGGUCUUUGAUGAGCUGGUGAGCUUGCGCGGUCGAUCAGGUACGAAAAGUAGCAUUGUCUUUGAUUUCUUGAUAAGGGGUUGUUGUGACAUGAAGAUGGGUCAUGAGGCGUUGGAGUGCUUUGACAUGAUGAAAGAGAAGGGCAUCUUGCCCAAGACCGAGACUUGUAAUAGCAUGUUGAGUUUGUUGUUGAAGUUGGACAGGAGAGAGAUUGCUUGGGUUUUGUAUGCUGAGAUGUUUAAGUUGAGGAUAAAAUCCAGUGUCCACACUUACAACAUAAUGAUCAAUUUGUUGUGCAAAGAGGGAAAGUUGAAGAAGGCAAAGGAGUUUACUGGUUGGAUGGAGGGUUUGGGCAUAAAGCCUAACGUUGUCACAUACAACACAUUAGUACAUGGGUAUUGCUCGAAAGGGAGAGUUCAGGGUGCUCUAAUGAUUUUUAAUGCGAUGAAAGCUAAAGGCAUCGAACCGGAUUCCUAUUCAUAUGGACCGAUCAUUAAUGGGAUGUGUAAGGAGGGGAGACUUGAGGAGGCAUCCAAAUUUCUGGGUAAAAUGUUGGAAGUUGGGUUAGUCCCCAGUGCUGUGGUGUAUAAUGCUUUGAUUGAUGGGUACUGCAGCAAAGGGGACUUAGAGACAGCUUUUAGUUAUAGAGAUGAGAUGGUUAAGAGGGGUAUAAGGCCCACUAUUUCGACAUUCAAUUUGCUUAUUCAUGCUAUGUUAAUGGAAGGAAACACUCUUGAAGUUGAUAACAUGAUGAGAGAAAUGGGUGAAGAAGGGUUGGCUCCCGAUGCCUUCACUUACAAUAUACUAAUUAAUGGGUAUUGCCAGUGUGGCGAUGCUAAAAAGGCCUUUUCUCUUCGUGACGAGAUGUUGGUUAAAGGGAUCCAGCCCACCCGAGUAACUUAUACCUCACUUAUAUAUGUUCUGGGUAGACGGAACAGAAUGAAGGAAGCAGAUGAUUUAUUUGAGAAAAUAAUUGGUGAGGGUAUUAGUCCAGAUGUUGUGAUGUUUAAUGCAAUGAUCGAUGGACACCGUACUAAUGGGAGCAUGGAGCGUGCAUUUUCACUUUUGGAGAAAAUGGAUCAAUUUAAGAUUAAUCCCGAUGAAGUCACCUACAAUACACUAAUGCAAGGACUUUGCAAGGAGGGUAAAGUUGAAGAAGCACGUGAGCUUCUAGGUGUGAUGAAAAGAAGAGGGAUAAAGCCUGAUCACAUCAGUUACAAUACUCUGAUAAGUGGAUAUAGCAGACGUGGUGACAUGAAUGAUGCUUUUAGGACACGGGAUGAGAUGUUGAGUGUUGGAUUCAAUCCCACACGUCUCACUUACAAUGCCCUUAUUCAAGGUUUAUGCAAGAGUAAGGAAGGAGAUCAUGCAGAAGAACUCCUCAAGGAAAUGGUUAAUAAAGGCAUCACUCCAGAUGAUGCCACUUACAUCUCACUGAUUGAGGGAAUAGGGGAAGUUCAUAAAUCUGAAGAAAUGGUGACUCUCGAGUAAUUAGCACAAGAAAUUGUCCUAUCCGGUGAUAGCAGAGAGGUGUUUCGGAAGGAGUCUGGUUGAGAGAACUCUUUUCACCACCAGGUGUUGGGGAAAGGUCCAUGGCGCAUGGCGCAGAACAAAAUGCUUCAAUCAUUGGCAGAGUAGAGCAGACCAUUUUGCAAUUUCUGUUUUGCUAUCUGAAAUUAUCUACUCUGCAAAGGGUUAUAAAAUUGUCAUCUCAAGAAUGGAGCGCACUGCUUUGCUGCAAUUGGUUUAUCUUGCAACUAAUUUCUGCAUCCUGCAAGUUGUGCAUGCCAUUCACUUUGGUGAACUGAUUGGAGGUUGAAUUUCUUUGCUACUGGAACUCCUCAAGCAGCGAGGAAUGUCAUGAUGGGGUUUACAAGUCAUUUCUGGAUGUAAUUAAGGCAAAGAGGGUGACACUUUGCUUGACAAAGGGAUCAACAAUUCAGGUCGUUCUGUCAUUUCGUAGGACACUCACUUCCAUUACAUGAUGUGGAUCGCCACUGGAAAUUGCAAUAGAGCUUUUUCAGAUAUUCGUAAUUCUUGGACUGACUAUACAUCUUACUUCAAACAUAGGAGUGCUUCUGACAAAAAAAAACAAGCAUAGCAGUGCUAAGAGUAGAAUUCGGGAAAGCAGGCCCGGUGUAUGGGAAAUACUGCAACAAGUUAUGCUAUGGCAUGUUGUACAGCUGAAUAGAGAACCUACUCUGCAUAGAUUAGGUAAUGGGUUGUUGAACUUAAGUAAUAUUGCGUGUUGAUUUUGUGGUUA
Messenger RNA from Syzygium oleosum, 2883 nucleotides. RefSeq names its product pentatricopeptide repeat-containing protein At2g15630, mitochondrial. The record is from RefSeq and is a predicted model, not a curated record. The transcript has 3 exons. Gene Ontology annotation, molecular function: protein binding. NCBI's taxonomy places the organism in Eukaryota, Viridiplantae, Streptophyta, Magnoliopsida, Myrtales, Myrtaceae. The coding region runs from base 201 to 2111 and encodes 636 amino acids.